GCGCGCUCUUACGUUCACUCUCACUUGAACUUUUAAAGCAACGCAGUGGCUUUAUUUCAAACUCGAACAACGCGUUUGGAUUUCUACCUAUUAAACCAGUGGAUUUCUCGACCUAGAUAUGUGGAUUAUCGAUUUUAAUUCGGGAAAACCUGAUAAUCGAACAAGCGAGCAGGUUUGCAAAGUUACAUCAGUGUGUUAAUUCUAAUUCAUUUACGAAAAUGGAAACGAGUCUCCGUAAACGGCUCUUCCUCGAGUGAGUUCGAUCGUGUCCGCUCAAGCGAUUCGCUUCGUGAAAGUUCCCGCAAAGUUUUGUUCGGAGAAUGUUUGUCUUUUUCUCGGCUCAUUUUUGAUCUUGAGCCUCAUGGGGAAAGUUUUCACCGCGUUGAGCUCAAAGAGAGAUUAUCAGCGGUUAUGAAUAUGAUUUAGAUUGGUGUUAUCUGAGCAGAUCGUCUGUUUUGAGUGGAAUAACACUGAAACAUUGUCGCAUUGAUGGAUACAAUAAUUCUGCCACAACCUGUUACAUUCCGGAAUGUCGGGAGUCCUUUGAAGUGGCCGCGUGGAAUGUAACGCGCAAUAAUGGAGCGAUUGUGACGUGACUUUAUCGAUAACAAACGUGAGAUAAAUACUUCCAGAAUAUCAAUAGUGAUCUGUUUGAAGGUUCAAACUCUGUGUUUGAAUCAAUGCCCACUUUAAAAAUCUGUCAGCUGUCAAUCACUGGCUGUCAAUCACAUUUCACAUGUCAGUCAUGUUCACCUGUCACUGAUACAGGUCAACCCACAUAAUACUAAUGUGGCUUUUGGGUGUUAUAGCAAGUGUUUUAACAGUGUUUAAUAAACAGUUUAACGGCUUACAUUGUUAAUUCGAUUCUUUAAUCUGAAAGCGCAACACUAGAUGAAACAAUUAAGCAAAUAAACGUGCAAUCCAGCCCAAUUCUCUGGAGACAUUUAGAGGACUGUUAGGAACUGAGUGUGUGUUUUUGCUGAGCUGUAAUUGGACAGUGCGUAAUGUCUGGCCGGAGCCCGCCACUGCAGCCAGGACAAUGAGGGAUCCUGUGCAGCGAUUGGCCGGGCUCUGGCCGUGGCUACUCAUGGCCGCCUUGCAGGUGGCGUUGGACCACACCGGGCUGGAACUAGCCGCUGCAGUGGACUCCGAACGAUCCGCCACCAGAGCCGUGAUCAAGGUGACUCUUCUGAAGCAGGAGCCCAGCAGCAGGACCAUCACCCUGGAAGGGGUGUUCGCCGGGGGCAGCGCUGGCUAUGCCGAAGGGAAACUGAUGCAGUCUCACCCGUUGUCUCUGUGCAACACCAGUGAGGACGAGCCUCAGGAUACCAUCUUCAUCAGCAUCGUCAAACUGGAGAGUCCCGAGAGCAAAGUGCCGCAGUGUCAGCCCCUACUGGACAAAGCUCGGUUGGCUCUUCAGCGAGGUGCUCAGGCCGUCAUCUUUGAUAUCACAGAUGAUGCCAGUGCUGCUCAUGAGCUGCGGGAUUCUGGUUCGUUGCCACGGCCUGUCGUGCUGGUGAAGUCAUCAGAUGCUAAUGAGCUAAUGGGACUCGUCAAUAAGAAUGAGGAAGCCAGGGUGCUCAUCGACAUCAUGAUGGAGACUCCUAAAUGGCCUCACUAUGAUGUUGGCAUCCUCUUGACUGUGGCUUUGGCCGUGGUGGCCAUCAUCAUGAUCUUUGCUUUACGCUUCCGCUGUCGGUCCAACAGAACCUGGGACUCCAUGCACCAGCAGACGAUGCGUGUAAUCAGCAGGUUGGAGACACGGACAUACAGCUCUCAGGGAUGCUCUGGGUCUCAGCGUUCUCGCACAGCCCCGGGCUCAAACAGCAGCUCCAACUCAAGCCCAAUCUGUGCCAUCUGCCUCGAGGAAUUCCUUGACGGCCAGGACUUGAGAAUCAUCUCUUGUGCUCAUGAGUUUCAUAAGGAGUGUGUCGACCCCUGGCUCCUGCAGCACCGCACCUGCCCACUGUGCAUGCACAACAUCAUGGGUAAACAGCCUCAGGGUUCAGAGCUGGCAUCCCGUCAACCCCAAAGGAGCCGACUGCCACCCCCUCCACAAGAGCACAGUCAGGCCUUCCUCCUUCCCCAACACUAUUCAAAUCCUUACCCCCAGCACCAUGUCCCCGUCUCCCUGCGUCAUCACUACCCCCACAUCCCCACUGGACCUUUACCUCAAAUGGGACACUAUGGUAACUCGCCCCCUCUUCAUCCCCGCAACCUUCGUUGCUUUCCCAGCAGACCGUUAGGAGCUAGCUGCGCAUAUCACCUGGCGCCAGAUCACAGUCGAAUGCAUAGAACAGGUGGGCACGGGUGUCAAACUCUAGGGCAUCAUUAUGCCACCCCUAGACGUUCCUGCCACCGUUGUCCCAGAGGAGGUUCCCGGUUGCAUCACGUGGCAUCGCCCACAAACCACACCGCUCAUCAUCACCCGCCACGUUGCGGAGGUUCGCAUGGUCACCAGGACGAUGGCAGCUGCUCGGGAGGCAGUUAUCACACGGAGCGUAGCGGUUACCUUGCCGACGGGCCUGCCAGUGACUCAAGCUCGGGAUCGUGCCAUGGCUCAUCCAGCGACUCGGUACUGAACUGUACUGACAUUAGCCUGCAGGGUGUUCACGGCAGCUGGUCGACUUUUCGAAGCUCGCUCAGCAGCGACUAUGACCCGUUUAUCUAUCAUGGGCCGGGCAAAGCCCAGCGCACAGGGAGCAUGGAGGCCGCUCAAAGGCCUCGCUCCCUGGACUCAGUGGUGAACCGCACAGGGGGUGGAACUGUUGGCGAAGCAGGUGGGAUUUGCUCGGAACAACAGCAGCAGCAGGUGGCAGUGUUCAGUCAUGUCCACUAUCACAGACAUAGACACCACUAUUAUGAGGACGAGGAGCUCAGUCAAGGGCCCAGUCGGGGCUCUGAUGAGGAUCAAGGGGCCUCUUUCUCUGGCCCAUGUAAUGUCACUAAAGAUAAAGACUCUACUGGGUGCCAGGUACAGCACCAGUCUUUCCUCUUUCCCAAAACGGACCUCAGCUUACGGGGCGCAGAGGAUCGAGUUCCGGACCCUGUUUCCUCCUCAGGCCCCUCUGUGAUUGUCCCCUCCCCUUCGUUAACCUCUCCAUCCCCAGUUUGUUGCCAAAAAGGCUCAGGGUGUCCCACCAGAAGGAAAACAACUGGCUGUACCUUGGAAGCAUCUAGAGGACCUUCGCCGGUUGUACACUUCCAUCAAAAUGUGGAUCUUCAGGAUGAUUGUAGCAUUCACAUCCACUAUGGACAGGCAGCAGGAAGCUACUGCUGCACACCUCCACCGGACAUUGCCCCAACACUGUUGCCAGUGCCCCUGAUCCUGGACUCGACGGGCAUGGGCGACUGGCCGUGUUGCGGGGGCGCACAUGUGGUGUGGCAGAAACAGGUACAGCAGGCGCAUUCAGAGCCCCAGCUUCUUGGGCCUGCUUCUGCAAUGGACAGACCCCUGUGUAGGGCCCAUCACAGCCCCGGCGAUCCCACGGACAUCUGUCUAUACUGCCAAACUUUACACAACAGUCAGGGGUCAGAGGAAGAAUCUGGUGUUUGAAAAAACGCAUCAUCCAAAACUCUAUACGCUGCUACACAAGAGCCGAACCGGACAAAAACACUUCGGCUAUCUCUCGCUGUCUCUUUCACUCAUACUUAGAGUGUUCCAGAAUUUCAAGCAUCUUUUGCAAUACCAAACUAUGUUUCCCAGAACCUCCCAGCUUCAGAACGUCAUUCUAACAGCUUUAUAUAGUAAAGCAAAUAAGGAUAUCACCAGUCGUUGAGAAAUCAGCCAUUAGUGAUAAGAGUUAUGAUAAGAUGGAUUUUUGCCAAAGGCCAAAACAAGCAAUUCUUGGUACUGUCAAGGUACUUUACCCCUGCACUUCAGGAUAACGUCCAAAAGUGACUUUUAAUAGGCAAACAAGUGGUUUCUGUGUCUAUCCAGCUAGUUUUCAAAAGGUCUGGGAGAGAUUCUACCUGAAAAAUUACACAUCUGGUUUAAUGGCACAGAUAUUUGAAUUAAACUCUAUUGCCCCCUUGAGGACUGAAUUUGUUACCACAACAGUAACGCUAGAAUGCGAAUUAAGUAUUUUCAAUAGGACUGCACGCUCGUUUAUUUCUGGCCUUAAAAGUAUAUAAUAGCAUUCAUUAGCUCAUACUUCUCAUUGCGAUACAACCAGCCUCUUCUGUUUUCUUAAAAAGUAGACAUACCCAUUUAGCUAAGAUAUGUUGGGUGACGUUCUGCCCACAGAUAAGCGCCUGGCUCUCCAGCACUACCUCAGAUAACCAAUCAAAAUAGCCCUUUUAGCAAGACGGCGCUUCAAAGGUACUUGUGCAUUGGCCUCUCUUAACCUCUGUAAUUCUGAGGAAAGAUAGCGAGCUUUACUUUUAUACAAUCUGUCCUUGGUAACGAGUGUUAGCAGUUCAAUGAGGUUUCAGGUCUGUUUUUCUAAAAUGGCAGCUGUUAUUUACACAUUUUUGUAUCUUCAUUUAUUAAUUGUGCUUUUCAAAAGGAAAUGAUUUGACUGAAUAUAUGGGCAAAGUUGUUUGGGUUCCUUAUUUUGGUCCUGUUAAGCCUGUAGUUUGUUUGAGCUGAGAAGUACUACAUUUCCCAUAAUGCUUUUACUUUUGACCCUUAAAGGGACAUUGACAUUUUAUAGAAAGUAACCAGCAUACAAGCUCUGAUUUCUAUAAAAUGAACUAUACAUGAAGUUUAUACAUAUGCAUUUGUAUGUAGCCUACUGUCAUGCCCUGUUUUUAAUGCCUUGCCAACCAUAGAAAACUUGAGUUCACUAAACUCAAGUGUGGAGUACUAGUAACUCUUCUCUUUACUCUGUUACCCAGAGCCCUUUGUUGCCAUGUAAUUCAAUGCUAACGCUGUUUGAAGCCUGAAUACACUAAACACUGUAAAAUCUUGCCAUGAAUAAGAGUGAUUUCAAUGUUGAUACCUUAUGUUAAUAUGCUUGAUUUGUAGAAUUGACUAAUGAAAAUCAUGCAGUUAUUUAUAUAUAACUGGACCACGUUUUGUUGUAUAAUUGCUGCAUUGGUUAAAACGUAGCUUUCAUAUGAAAAGACCUGAAUUUUUUUUUAUUUUGUGAUGUCAGUAAAUGGUCAAAUUGGUCCAAGCUUGUGAUCCUUUGAACACAUGAUGCCUAUGCAUCUCUCAAAUGCAACGAUCAUCAUUGGCGUCAUACCGUCAGAUAUGUAAUUCUUCGUAAAACUGAGGCUAAAUCCCAAAUCUAAUUUGUAAUGAUACACAUUCAGGCCUGUACAGGAGUACAGUAUAUAGUCGCACCACAAUAGUUCUCCGUCCUUGCAUUAGUUUGUACUGUUUGAAAUAUAUAAAGUACAACUGUGUAACAUUUAUCCAUCUGAACAGAUUGCAGUGUGAAAGUAUUUUGUCUCAAAGUAGAUGCUGCAAACUAAACCAGGUGUUCAUGACUGAAGACAUGCUUUGCAUUUCCCGUUUUACCAACAGUCCAACAUAAUAUCAAGCCCAAACAGGGCAUAAAACUCUUGGAUGCAAACAGCACUUCUGCAUGGGGAAAUAUUAUGCAAAAGUCAUGGCACUAUGUAGCUGCCGAUCCUAUACAAAUUUGCAUUAACUAAUUGAAACAUCACUAAACAUUAAGGGUUGAUUGGUUUCUAAUCUACCUUUAUUGUACUUUGUGUUUGUUGUCAGUCAUGUUUGUAUCGUUUAUCUGAUCUCAUUUCAACAGAGAAUCAUCUAAAAACUGCCUUUUUUUUAAUAGAGCAAAAUCCCUUCAGAAAUCAAGGGAUAUGCCAAUAUAUUUUCAAUAUUUUGUGUAAAAAAAAAAAAAAAAAAAGGACAAAACAGUUAUAAGAUAAAGUGUUGUAUUUUAUAUAUAAUAGAACAUUUCAGUAUGGUAAUGUCAUUAAUAUAUUUAUUUACUAAUAUAUUUAUCCAUUUUGUCCAAGUCUGAGAAAAUUAUAAAUGUUUUUUUUUUUUCACUUUUGGAAUAUCUUUAUGAAACGUACAGCUGCCAUCAUAGAUGUAUAAGCCUGGCAUUAUCAUUCCGAUAAUAUACAAAUAAAUUAUUUUGCAAUAUAAAGAGAUUGUGGUUGUUUUUGUUUGUGUGUGGUUAUGAGAUUCAAUUAAAUGAGUUUCAUUCUGUGCCAUUUGAGGCAUCAUUGAGUCUGUGUCAUGUAUUUGGCGCCAUCUCCUGGUGGCCAUAUGUAACAUUGUGCUUUGUGUGAUUAUCUAAUGAUAUACAGCGAUCAGUCACAACAUUAAAACCAUUUGCCUAAUAUUGUGUAGGUCCCUCUCGUGCCACCAAAACAGCGCAAACCGCGUCUCAGAACAGCAUUCGGAGUUGAUAUUAUUCUCAUCACAAUUGUACAGAGUGGUUACCUGAUUUACUGUAGACUUUAUCUGUUCAAACCAGUCUGGCCAUUCUCACUCAUCAACAAGGCGUUUCCAUUCACACUGGAUGUUUAUUGUUUUUGGCGCCAUUCUGAGUAAAUUCUAGAGACUGUUGUGUGUGAAAAUCCCAGAAAUACUCCCAGAAAACCAGACCAAAUAUAUUGGUUGGCACUGUUUUGUUGGCACGAGGGGGACCUACACAAUAUUAGGCAGGUGGUUUUAAUGUUGUGGCUUAUCUGUGUAUACAGUGGCAAGAAAAAUUAUGUGAACCCUUUUGAUUUUCCUGCAUUUAUGUAUAAAUUAGACUUUAAAUCUGAUUUGAUCUUCAUCUAAAGUUACAAUAAUGAACAAACACAAUCUGUUUGAACUAAUAACACACAAACUAUUGUAUUGUUCUUGUACAUACUGAAUAAAUCAUUCAAACAUUCACAGUGUAGGUUGGAAAAAGUAUGCGAACCCCUAAGCUAAUGACGUCCACGAAAGCUCAUUUGAGUUAGGAGUUGGCAAACCUGGCAUCCAAUUCAUGAAACGAGAUUGGAGCUGUGGGUUAGAGCUACUUUGACUUACAAAAAGCACUCAAACAUUUUUAGUUUGCUAUUCACAAGACGCAUCUGCUGACGUGGACUAUGUCUUACAAAAAAAAGACCACUCAGAAGACCUACAAUCAAGAAUCGCUGCUUUGCAUAAAGCUGGAAGGGUUUCAAAGUUAUCUGUCCACAGUUAGACAAACUGUCUAUAAAUGGAGAUGAUUUAGUACUAUAGGUACUCUCUCUAGAAGUGGCUGUUAGAUAUUCAUCUGUCCACAGUUAGACAAACUGUCUAUAAAUGGAGAUGAUUUAGUACUAUAGGUACUCUCUCUAGAAGUGGCCGUUAGAUAUUCAUCUGUCCACAGUUAGACAAACUGUCUAUAAAUGGAGGUGAUUUAGUACUAUAGGUACUCUCACUAGAAGUGGCCGUUAGAUAUUCAUCUGUCCACAGUGAGACAAACUGUCUAUAAAUGGAGAUUAUUUAGUACUAUAGGUACUCUCACUAGAAGUGGCCGUUAGAUAUUCAUCUGUCCACAGUUAGACAAACUGUCUAUAAAUGGAGAUGAUUUAGUACUAUAGGUACUCUCACUAGAAGUGGCCGUUAGAUAUUCAUCUGUCCACAGUUAGACAAACUGUCUAUAAAUGGAGGUGAUUUAGUACUAUAGGUACUCUCACUAGAAGUGCCCGUCCAGUCAAGAUGACUCAAAGGACACACACGCAGAAUGAUCAAUAAGGUAAUAAAGAACACUAGAGUGUCAGAUAAAGACUUGAAGGAAUCAUUGGAGCUAUUUAAUAUCUCUGUUCAUGAGUCUAUUGUACAGAAAACAUUAAACAGGUGUUCAUGGCAGGACAUCAUGAAGGAAGCCGAUUUGGAAAUGAAUUCCCAAGUUUAUCAAGAUAUCCUACAGGAUAAUAUCAGGGUGGCAGUGUGCCAGCUGAAGCUCAGUAGAAGUUGAGUGAUGCAGCAGGACAAUGACCCCAAACAUCAAAGUAAAUCCAAAACAGAAUGACUUUUGGAGUGUCCCAGUCCAGUCCUGAACCCAAUAGAGAUGCUGUGAAUGACCUCAAGAGAGACACCAGACAUCCUACCAAUAUGAUUGAGCUGAAGCAGUUCUGUAAGGAUCCAAAAUAUCUUCUGAACGUUGUGCAGGUUUAAUACCGGAAAUGCUUGCUUGAGGUUAUUGGUUCCAAAGGAGGAUCGACCAGUUAUUAAAUCCAAGGGUUCACUUACUUUUUCCACAGCACUGUGAAUGUUUAAUGGGAUGUGUUCAAUAAAAACAUGAAUGAUUAUAAUUGUGUGUUGUUAUCUUAAGCACAUUGUGUUUGUCUAUAGUUGUGAGAUCACAUUUCAUGACCAAUUGAUGCAGAAAACCACAUCGUUCAAAAGGGGUUCACAUACUUUUUCUUGCAACACAUAUCUAUAUAUAUAUAUGUA
Molecule: messenger RNA, 8341 nt
Organism: Xyrauchen texanus (razorback sucker)
Lineage: Eukaryota; Metazoa; Chordata; Actinopteri; Cypriniformes; Catostomidae
Product: E3 ubiquitin-protein ligase RNF43
Exons: 9
Coding region: 1040-3556 (838 amino acids)
Biological process (GO): Wnt receptor catabolic process; ubiquitin-dependent protein catabolic process
Molecular function (GO): frizzled binding; ubiquitin protein ligase activity
Source: RefSeq, a predicted model, not a curated record